Molecule: messenger RNA, 1223 nt
Organism: Sphaeroforma arctica JP610
Lineage: Eukaryota; Ichthyosporea; Ichthyophonida
Exons: 1
Coding region: 28-858 (276 amino acids)
Source: RefSeq, a predicted model, not a curated record
GACCAAGUGACAACAGGCAUCUUCACAAUGUUCAACUUAAUGCACAAAAGAAAAUUGGAUACGACUUCUACAUCGAUUACCGAAAACAAUGUGGCCAUCCAACAGCUGCAAAAUGACAUUCGUAAAAAACAGCGACUGAGUAUUGCAAGGAACAUGCGGAGGACCACCAAGCCGCCGCAAGUUGAUGUUCCCGUUGAUCGAGAAAUCGAUCCUAAACUCUCUUUGAUUGCGAUGGUCAUAGACCGAUCCUACAGUAUGUCAAGCAUGGGAAGUGAGGUAGAAGGUGGAUGUAACGCGUACCUGGACGAACAACGAGCGACAGACAAAGCUGAUGGGAUCGAAACAUCAGUUAUCUUCACCACGUUUGAUGACAAGAUCGAGGUGAUUCACGACGGGGUCAGCCUUUCGUCCGUACCCAAGGUUACCCGCGAGCAAGUGGAGCCACGAGGUUCCACGGCCUUGUAUGAUGGUAUUGGUGACACACUUCUGCGCACGGCACAACACUUGCGCAAUCAGAAAACUAUGCCUGGGAAAGUGGUAGUUUUCAUUCUCACCGACGGGCACGAGAAUAGAUCUCGCACAUGGGGCGCCGCUAGCGUCACAGCUGAGAUCAAGCGGUUGUCCGUGGCUCCUUUCAACUUUGAUUUCUACUUCGCAGCUGCCAACCAGGACGCGCUGGACAAAGGUGCGAGCAUGGGUAUACCAACUGCACAAUGCCUGGACUAUGACCCUACACCAGGCGGUAUCAAGCAGGCCAUGUACUCGUCUUCAGUCGCUUACACGCGAAGCAAGCGAGGACAAAGCAAGGGCUUCAGCUAUCAGGAACGAUGUUUAUCGAGUAUGAACUAUUCACAUUGAUGAGCAUGCAUGAGAAAAAGCACGCACAAGGAUCGUCGACAUCUGUUCCGAUAGUUCAGUAAACCACUAAAGCGUUGAUCUGGUUCACACUUUAGCAAUGAAUUAUGAACAGAAAAUGUCAGGUCAACCAUGCGGUCAACCACGCCAGUGGUAAGAAAAGUACGUGAGAUAGUCAUAUCUUGAAAUAGUAGGACAAAACCACCUUGAGGAAAAACUAGCAUAGAUAAAAAGUGUAAAUCACCUUGCUGGAUAUUGGUUAUAUUGAUAGAAGAAUACCAUAUACGCCACAUACAAUGGUUGUACUUUUCAUUCUACACUAUAGUACAAUUUCUUCGAAACCGAUUAAAUACACUUAAAAGAUUGAC